ACUUAUCUUCAUCCACACUCCCACACACUUUCACAUCUCCAUUAUUUCCACCUCGGUCCUCUUCCACUCACACCGCGGCAAACUUUUCCACAUCUCACUCAACAACUGAAUCACCACUACACCUAUUGUCUUCUUCCCUAUUCCUGCACCGCCAGCACUGAGUGCCGCUCCACAUAUACACACAUACGUACAUAUAUACAUACAUACAUACAUACAUGCAUACGUGCAUACAUACAUACAUACAUACAUAUAUACAUACAUACAUGCAUACAUACAUACAUACAUACAUAUAUACAUGCGCACAUAUAUUUACACACAUAUACAUACUCAUAUACACACAUACAUAGAUACAUACAUACAUACAUACAUCGAUACAUAGAUACAUACAUACAUACAUUGAUACGUCGACACACCACACAGAAACACGCAACCAUAUAUACAUGCUGC
Loa loa (African eye worm) is the source of this 447-nucleotide messenger RNA. RefSeq lists its product as hypothetical. The transcript has a single exon. Lineage: Eukaryota; Metazoa; Nematoda; Chromadorea; Rhabditida; Onchocercidae. The record is from RefSeq and is a predicted model, not a curated record. The annotation marks the transcript as partial.